AUAACCAAUCUAACCAUUCUCUGUUUUCUCUCCUAUUUUUUUCUUCCUUUCGUUUCAUUUUGAUUUCUAACCCUAACUUUUCUUCCUAUAGAAAAAAAAAUGGAGUUUGAAUUGAUGGAAUUUCCUAACAAAGAAGAAAAGAAAGCAAUACUAGAAACUGCUUCAGAUAGCAUAAACUCACUCAACAAUUUCAUCGAUUUUCUCUCUCACACACCUUCUAAUCUAAACUCCGAUCUCACAAACACCACCGUUGCUAACUUCAAAAACCUCUCCAACUUACUCAACCGUACCGGCCGUGCCCGCUUCCGUCGCGCUCCCCUCCCUCAACCGCCACAAAAUCCCUCUCCCACUCCCACUCCCACUCCCUCUCCCUCCACCUCCACAACGCCACCUCAACUUCAACCUCCUCAGAACCACUCUCUAACUCUUGAUUUCACUAAACCUAACAUCCUGAGAUCUAACCCUAAAUCCUUAGAUCUAGAAUUCCCUAAAGAAGCCUUCAGCGUUUCCUCUAACUCCUCAUUCAUGUCCUCCGCCAUCACCACCGGUGACAUCACCGGCGACGGCAGUGUUUCAAACGGUAAACUAGGUUCAUCUCUCUUCCUCAACGCCGUCUCCGCCGCUAAACCUCCUCUUUCGUCUACAUCAUUGAAGAACAGAUGUCACGAACACUCCGACAACGGCUCCGGCAAGCGCUCCGGUUCUAAUAAGUGCCACUGCAUCAAGAAAAGGAAAAAUCGGAUGAAGAGAACGGUGAGAGUACCGGCGGUGAGUUCGAGGAUUGCGGAUAUACCGUCGGAUGAGUAUUCGUGGAGGAAGUAUGGUCAGAAGCCGAUAAAGGGAUCACCGUAUCCAAGGGGAUAUUAUAGGUGUAGUACAGUGAAAGAGUGUCCUGCGAGGAAAAAGGUUGAGCGAGCGAUGGAUGAUCCAACGAUGCUGAUUGUAACGUAUGAGGAGGAGCAUCGUCACGAGAUUCAUACUGCGAUGCAGGAGAAUAUUUCCGGGAGUAUGGAUUUGGUGGUAUUCGAGUCAACGUUAGGUGGGAAUUAGAAAUAGGAAUAUUGGUUUUCUUAUUUUUAUUUUAGAAAUAGAAACUUAAAUGGGAAUGGUGGUGGUUAGAGGUUACUGGUUGCAAUGUAAAUCUUGUCUGACUUAAUUAUAUUUUUUGGCCACAAGUAUUACUAAUGUUAUUGUGAGAACUUUAGCAUAUGACUAUAAGGCAGAGAGCCCAUUUACUUUUAAAAUAUUCUUAUGUUUCUAUUUUAUAAAAUUUAGGUUUACUAUA
Molecule: messenger RNA, 1285 nt
Organism: Lathyrus oleraceus (garden pea)
Lineage: Eukaryota; Viridiplantae; Streptophyta; Magnoliopsida; Fabales; Fabaceae
Product: probable WRKY transcription factor 11
Exons: 3
Coding region: 100-1050 (316 amino acids)
Biological process (GO): regulation of DNA-templated transcription
Molecular function (GO): sequence-specific DNA binding; DNA-binding transcription factor activity
Source: RefSeq, a predicted model, not a curated record